Molecule: messenger RNA, 1242 nt
Organism: Closterium sp. Naga37s-1
Lineage: Eukaryota; Viridiplantae; Streptophyta; Zygnematophyceae; Desmidiales; Closteriaceae
Source: the annotation of a GenBank genome assembly
AUGGGUGAGGGGAAAACAAGGGAGGGGCAGAGGGGGGGCAGGGAGGGAAGAAACGUGGGGCAGGGAGGGGAGAAGCCAAAGACAGGGGCAUGGCAGGCGGGGGCAGGGAGGGAGCAAAGGAGAGGCACGGAGAAAGAAAGGGAGGCGCGGGGAGGGGAGAAACCGGGCGUGGGGGGGGCGGAAAAUGAGGGGCAGGGCGGGGAGGAGGGAGGGGCAGGGAGGGGAGAAGCUGAGCACACGGAGGGGGAAAGGUGGGGCAGGGAGGUAGGAAGCCAAGGGCAAGGGGGGGAGAGUGGGGGAGCAGGGAGAGGGGGGAGGUGGGGAGCGGAGAAAGGCGGCGAGGGGCAGGGAGGGGAGAAACCAAGCAUAGGGGGGCGAGAUACGAGGGGCAGGGUGCGGAUUGAGGAGGGGCAGGGAGUGGAGUGGGUCGGCGAGGGGAAGGAAGAGGCGUGCAGCAGAGGAGGGGAGGGGGGAGGAGAAGGUAAACGAGGGGAGCGCACGGGCGGGGAGGAGCGAAUGGCGGGCGGUGGGAAACGGCGAGGGGGGCAGGGAGGGUCAAAAGAGGCGGCAAGGGAGCGGGCACGCGGAGGGUGGGGGCGGGGGGGAGCGGAUGGCAUGAGGGGGCAGGGGCGGGGUGGGGGCCCCCCGGGGAGGCUUGCCCGUGCGAAGAAACGCCCCGUGCGCAACACCGUUUGGGCGGUUGGAAGCCGCACACGGUCGCGGGGGUGGAGAGCGGAAACGGGCAGCCGGGGGAGGGUGGGGGCGGUUGGAUGGGACUGGGGUGUACGGGGGGCAGGGGAGUUGAGGGGGCAAGGGGAGGGGCAGCAACGGGCAGGGGCUGGGCCAGCUGAGGGCACGGAAAAGGGGCGGGCAGAGGGUGAGCAGAGGGGGCGAGCGAUGCAAGGGAGGCACCAUAGGGGGGAAACCAGUUGCACGGAGGUGGGAGGUGAGGGGCGUGCGAGGGGUGGGAAAGGGGCAGGGAGGGGCGGAAUGGGAGGACGUGGGUGGGGGGGUGGGGGAGGGGAGUGUGCGUGUGUGUGUGAGAAAGAGAGAGAGAGAGAGAGAGAGAGAGAGAAGAGAGAGAGGAAAGGGAGGGGGGGGAGAGAAGGGUGGAGGGGGGCUGGUGGUGCGGAUGGGCUGAUGGUGGCAAGAGGGCAGCAGGGAUGGGGAGAAGGGAGCAUAACGAGGGGAACGCAAAGGGCAGGGGGGGAGGAGGGGAGGGGCAGGGAGGGAAGAGGCUGA